GUCAGAAAAGAUAAUGCCGCUCAUCGGCUCACUUUUUUAAUUAUUGUUCUCUGAGCAUUGACUCUGCGUCUCCUCAUUGUCAGUGUGAGAUUCUUGUUCCGAGUUAAGACAGUCUGAUUUGUGUAUGCCGUCGGUGUCGAGUUUCAAGAAACUGUUACGUUCUACAGAUUUUAAGCGAAAAUAAUUAUCUGGUUUGCACUGCUUCUUUCACUAAACACACUGAGCAGAUCCCGACUGACCAGUGCUGGGAAAUCUCAAUUCUUUAUUUUUCGGACCGUGGAGUAUCUGACUUCCGAAGCACAACUAGAACACUGAUUCGAGACCUCUGCACCUCUGCUGGGCUUUGUGAAAGCCUUUGCUGCAUGCCGAGCACGAUCCUCUCAAGAUUUUCCGAAGGCUGAUUAAACCGUUCUGUGAUUGGCAAUGCAGAUCUCUGGCUGCAUAAUAUCCACCAUAAUCCUUCUUAUCCAAAGCAUACUAGAAGUCCAGUGCGGACGCGAUUUUUAUAAAAUUUUGGGAGUUCCGAAAAAUGCGAAUACCAACCAGAUCAAGAAAGCUUACCGAAAGCUAGCCAAGGAUCUUCAUCCCGAUAAGAAUAAAGAUGAUCCGAAUGCAAAUGCAAGAUUCCAAGAUCUGGGAUCCGCGUAUGAAGUUUUAUCAGAUGCCGAGAAACGCGAGAAAUACGACCGAUUUGGAGAAGAAGGUUUGAAGCAAGACAGCAUGCACGGCGAUCCUUUCGCGAGUUUCUUCGGUGGUUUCGAUUUUUUCGGAGGCGGCGGUCGUCAGCAGCCUGACAUACCGCGCGGGGCGGACGUGCUGUUGGAACUGGAAGUGACGCUGGAGGAAUUGUAUUCUGGGAAUUUUGUAGAAGUGGUUCGCAAUAAACCCGUGGCGAAACCGGCUGCUGGAACAAGAAAGUGUAAUUGUCGACAGGAAAUGGUGACACAUCAAAUGGGUCCCGGUCGCUUCCAGAUGACACAAAAUACUGUCUGUGAUCAGUGCCCCAACGUCCAAUUCGUGACUGAGGAACGCCUGUUGGAAAUUGAAGUGGAAGCGGGAAUGAACGAUGGACAAGAGCACACUUUUGUAGCCGAAGGCGAGCCACAUGUUGACGGUGAACCUGGUGAUCUCAAAAUUCGUAUUGUUACGAAACCCCAUCCAGUAUUCGAGCGACGUGGAGAUGAUUUAUAUUGCAACGUUACGAUUUCUCUACUGGAUGCUUUGAAUGGAUUUGAAAUGCAACUAAAACACCUUGACGGCCAUUUUGUUACCGUAUCACGAGAAACCGUAACCUGGCCCGGUGCACGAAUAAGGAAGAAAGGCGAAGGAAUGCCAAAUUAUGAAAACAACAAUCAGUUUGGUAUCCUUUAUAUUACGUUUGAUGUGGAUUUCCCUAAGGAACAGUUUUCUGCAGAGGAUAAAGAAGUGCUGAAAAGGAUUUUGAAGCAGGAGUCAAUAAAGCCAAAAGUGUAUAAUGGUUUGCGUGGAUUUUAAAGCAUGUAUAUCACUUAAUGUGGAAGUACGGUUUUUCGUUUAACCCCAAACGCAGUUAUUUUGUUGUUCUUUUGUUGUUUUUGAAUGCGCAUGUAUGGUUCUACUUUGUUUGAGUUUCGGAACCUUGUGAUAAAAUGGUUUUUCGAUUUACUUGACUGGCGUAUCCAGCUCUUUUUGGACCUUAUUGAAUUAAAAAAAUUGUUAGAUCAUUUGAA
Messenger RNA from Paramacrobiotus metropolitanus, 1709 nucleotides. Its product is annotated as dnaJ homolog shv-like. Lineage: Eukaryota; Metazoa; Tardigrada; Eutardigrada; Parachela; Macrobiotidae. Bases 424 to 1494 code for a protein of 356 amino acids. Gene Ontology annotation, molecular function: misfolded protein binding. Gene Ontology annotation, cellular component: endoplasmic reticulum. Gene Ontology annotation, biological process: protein maturation; protein folding. The record is from RefSeq and is a predicted model, not a curated record. The transcript has 8 exons.